AUGUGGCCCAAGAGCGAUGUUGAACAGCUGGACAAAUGGAUCUCAGGGGGGUACAUGACCCCUGCGCGCAUUUUGAACAGACUUACCGAAAGCCACAAAUAUUGUGGCCUGAGAGAGAGCGAGUAUAUCGGGCUCAAGGACUUUUUCGAUCGUCAGGGCACAGAAGAAGAUGGGAUCGCAUACGUCGACAGAGAUGCAUUUGUUUCAUUCCUUAAGGGCUCUAGCCCUGUUCCCUCUCUAUUCGACGAAGCCGGUGAUAUACUGUAUUCUAGUCUGCUGUACCUCUCCAGAUACCCCUUUGAGCUGGACACCUCUCGGAAGAUGACCCUCGAACAACUUGCGAGAGCACUUAUCUGGGCUCUGAUAGAUGCUCCUUUUGAUAAACUACGAGCCAGAACUCUCUAUGACGAAAGCAAUUUCUGCCGUGGGAGGACAUGGGCAGAUCAUAGAAGGGCUAUUUUCCAGAGUCUUGCAACCUCUCGUGACGGCUCUAAGUUACCAUAUAACAGAGAGGAGUGGGCAGAAAAAGCCAGAGAUAGAGCAUAUCAAUUCGACAAAUUUGACCAAUACCGGCUAGAGUUCGCUGCUGUGAACUGUGAUGAAGAUGGCGAUGAGAUGUACCAUGAUGUCCUGGAUAUCCUUUUCUCCUCGCAGAUUGAAAUCCACCCGGGCUUUGCACCUGUUGCUCGAGAUAGUUUCCGUCCAUUAGCAAAGAAGCUACAUGGGGAUAACACUCAUCUUCACGAUCUCACGAUUCCGCAAAAGAGUUUCCAUGCUUUCAUCAAACUGCUCCUCGUGUAUCAGUUCGGCUGCAAUGAUCGGAUGAAAGGGGACGCCAUGUCGGAUUUGGAUCGUGUUUCCAGCUGCGUUACAAACGCUUUUGCCCGUAAUUCAAAUAUUGGAAUCACCUGGCCGAUGUUCGAUGAUGCCUAUAAGGUUACGCCCUGGCUCCUGGAUGGGUACUACCGCAUCCUAAGCAUCCUUUUUGGUAUACCUAAGGAGGGAGAACUACCCGGUUUCAAUGUGGAGAAUAUCUCUACCGACCUACCCAGUCCAACAAAUAUUCUGACAUUUCCCGUCAUGGCACAGCUUGGUAUAAUGUUUUCCAGGUCAUCAUACAGUUUCUAUAAUCUGCAUCUCCAUCGACAUUAUAAUCCACGUCUCAGUGAGAUCAGAAUAUCAACUGUUGCUACAGACAUCAGUGCGACGCCAGGAAGUGCCUUCUUUCUGGUCUCCGGCAAAAACAGAGAUACAGGCGAUGUUUGCAUGUUUGGGGCAUACAUUGCUGUUCCAUCCAAAGAUGGUGGCGAAAUCCAGUCGACGGAGGAAGAAAACGUAGUAAAUUGGCAAGACUCCUGUUUAUUCGAGCUGAGCCCUGUGCACGAUAUCUACCCCGGCAAAGUCGGGUCACCUGGUUGGACAAGCACGGAAGACAGUCUGUGUUUUGGCAAUAGGGCAAAUGGUGUGGCUUUUGAUCUAGAGAAUGACCUUCGCAAUGCAACUAUCUCCCAUACGACGGACGGAAAGCAAAGACUCGUCUAUAAUCCGUCUUCAUGGAGAGGCAAUUGGCAGGUGAAAUUUGAUAUUGAAGAGGUUGAACUCUGGGUUGACGAGGAAUAG
Molecule: messenger RNA, 1620 nt
Organism: Trichophyton rubrum CBS 118892
Lineage: Eukaryota; Fungi; Ascomycota; Eurotiomycetes; Onygenales; Arthrodermataceae
Exons: 2
Coding region: 1-1620 (539 amino acids)
Source: RefSeq, a predicted model, not a curated record